UGCCGGGCACUGGUGGACGAGCUGGAGUGGGAGAUCGCCCAGGUCGACCCCAGGAAAACCAUCCAGAUGGGCUCCUUCCGGAUCAACCCCGACGGCAGCCAGUCGGUCGUGGAGGUGAGGCGUCUCCCGGCACGGACCCGCCUGCGGCACCGGGAG
This is a messenger RNA of Tauraco erythrolophus (red-crested turaco), 156 nucleotides long. The record is from RefSeq and is a predicted model, not a curated record. NCBI's taxonomy places the organism in Eukaryota, Metazoa, Chordata, Aves, Musophagiformes, Musophagidae.